Ilex paraguariensis (yerba mate) is the source of this 2097-nucleotide messenger RNA. NCBI's taxonomy places the organism in Eukaryota, Viridiplantae, Streptophyta, Magnoliopsida, Aquifoliales, Aquifoliaceae. The record is from the annotation of a GenBank genome assembly.
AUGGUACUAAAACGUGGUAGCCAGGGUUGCCACUGUGUGUAUCCAAUAAAGCUUGACCUUCUCCUUCUGAAUAUUUCGUCUAACCCAAAUUGGAAUGAUUUUCUAGAAGAAUUUGCUUCUCAACUUAGUUUACGGGUUUCUCAGAUUGAGUUAAUCAACUUUUAUGUAGUCACUGUCUCAAGACUCAAUAUUUCAAUGGACGUCACUCCACAUACGGGUAUCAGUUUCUCUGCCAGUGAAGCUUCUAGUAUUAAUUCUUCGCUUUCCAUGCAUAGGAUUCGUCUAGACCCCUCAUUAGUGGGUGAUUACAAACUUCUCAACUUCACUUGGUUUCAGCCACCGGUUCCUUCUCAGGCUCCUCUUAUUUCAAGGCCACCAGAGGAAGCACCACCAAACCUACCGUCUACUCCUACAUCUGUCAUCACUUCAAGUUCAAACCAAGGGAACCAUCUGAGCUUGAUUCUUAUUGUUGGAAUUGGUGCUGGCAUCCUGAUCAUUGCCAUCAUUUCUGUGCUUAUAAUUUGUUUACGUGCAUCUCAUCAAAGGAAGAAAAAGAUGUCUCCCAAAGAAACUGCAAAGUCGAGGACUUUGGAUGCGGUUCCAGCAGCAGGAUCUCUUCGCCACCCAACCAGUACUCGAUUUCUUACAUAUGAAGAACUCAAAUCAGCGACAAAUAACUUUGAAUCAGCCAGCAUACUUGGAGAGGGUGGCUUUGGCAGAGUUUUUAAGGGUACCUUAAGUGAUGGUACUGCUGUAGCAAUAAAAAGGCUUACUGGUGGAGGGCAACAAGGGGAUAAAGAGUUCUUAGUUGAGGUGGAGAUGCUUAGUAGGUUGCAUCACCGUAACCUUGUAAAACUUGUGGGUUAUUACAGCAGUCGCGACUCUUCACAAAGCCUACUUUGUUAUGAGCUCGUCCCAAAUGGAAGUUUGGAGGCAUGGCUCCAUGGUCCCUUGGGAGUAAACUGUCCUCUUGAUUGGGACACCAGAAUGAAGAUUGCCCUUGAUGCGGCUAGAGGACUUGCAUACUUGCAUGAGGACUCACAACCAUGUGUUAUCCACAGAGAUUUUAAGGCAUCCAAUAUAUUACUUGAGAAUAACUUCCAUGCUAAAGUUGCUGAUUUUGGCCUUGCAAAACAGGCACCUGAAGGCAGGGCAAAUUACCUGUCUACUCGUGUAAUGGGCACAUUUGGGUAUGUAGCCCCGGAGUAUGCUAUGACUGGGCAUCUCCUGGUGAAAAGCGAUGUCUAUAGCUAUGGCGUUGUCCUCCUUGAGUUGUUAACAGGAAGGAAGCCUGUGGAUAUGUCACAACCAUCCGGACAAGAGAAUCUUGUCACUUGGGCCAGACCAAUACUUAGAGAUAAGGAUCGUUUGGAAGAACUUGCUGAUCCAAGGCUAGCAGGAAAGUACUCAAAGGAAGAUUUUGUACGGGUUUGCACAAUUGCUGCAGCUUGUGUUGCCCCAGAAUCAGGGCAACGGCCCACAAUGGGAGAAGUAGUGCAGUCACUUAAAAUGGUGCAGCGUAUCACAGAGUAUCAGGAUUCUGCAAUAACUGCCAACACCAGACCCAACCAUAGGCAGUCCUCUACUACCUUCGAGUCAGAUGGGACAUCUUCUAUAUUCUCUUCCGGUCCCUACUCUGGUUUAAGUGCCUUUGAUAACGACAACCUUGCUCGCACAUCUGUGUUAUCUGAGGAUCUUCAUGAAGGACGAUAAACAAUUUCAGAGUUCAGAAGAAGCAUUUGCCAUUUGAAGGCAGAGAAUUUGUAGAUGAUGGACACUGCCCCAAGGUUUUCUCUCUAUUUGGUGACUGUUUGGAAUUGUUAUUUUUGUAAUCACGUGUAGAGAACCAUUGUUCAGUUUUCCCCGGGGGGUGAUUAUUCUUCUGCAUGCUCGAUGGAAUUGUGUACAUAUGCCUGGUAGCUUUGUUUUGUUGUACUGGCUUCAAGGGUUUCUGAUCAAUUUCUUUUUUUAGUUGGCAGCUUAUGAUUUUUUGUGGUUCAUUCGUGUAACGGUUUAGGGUUGUUUCCGCUAAUUCCUGUCUCAAAAUAUGAGAAGUUGAAACUGCAUGUAGUUGUUUGGAGCAAAUUUCAGAAAUGU